This is a messenger RNA of Ipomoea triloba (trilobed morning glory), 994 nucleotides long. Its product is annotated as very-long-chain enoyl-CoA reductase-like. The record is from RefSeq and is a predicted model, not a curated record. Lineage: Eukaryota; Viridiplantae; Streptophyta; Magnoliopsida; Solanales; Convolvulaceae. The transcript has 2 exons. Gene Ontology annotation, molecular function: oxidoreductase activity, acting on the CH-CH group of donors. The coding region runs from base 87 to 887 and encodes 266 amino acids. Gene Ontology annotation, biological process: lipid metabolic process.
CACAGUGAUCUCGGACUUUCCUUCAAACCUAAUAAAGCUUGAAUCGCGCCACCAUUUUAGAGCAGAAAGAAUCGCGAGUUCUGACGAUGGCGGAGAUGUUUCAGUUUCACAAGAUUGUUUACGAAGAGCCUUCUUCCAUUUAUGUCAAAGUCUUGUCUGGUUUGACCCUUCUGUUUCUGGGAUUUUUGGGCGUCUCAGAAUUGCUCGGAAACCACCUUAAAUAUUCCAAGUUCUGGAAUUCCAGUCCCAAUUCUGCCUCUCAGGUCAAAGUGUCCAGCGUGCUUGGAAUGUUCAUUUUGUAUGCCCCUGCUUCCCUUGCUGGUCUUGCUUCCUUUGUGAUCUUCCCAGAUGGAGAUUCAAGGUUCUUCAUGGUCAAAUUGGCUGUUACCAUCCAUUUCCUCAAAAGGGUCCUUGAGGUUCUGUUCAUUCACAAAUACAGUGGCGGGAUGAUGUUGGAUUCUGUCAUCAUUAUUUCGUCCAGCUAUCUAUUUGCUGCUGCAGGCGUGAUAUAUAUCCAAUCCCUAACUCAAGGAUUUCCCGAGCCGCCAAUUGAUCUCAAGUAUAUAGGUUUUCUGAUAUUCCUCAUUGGAAUCUCAGGUAACUUCUAUCAUCAUUACCUCCUUUCCAGGAUGAGAGGCAAGAACGAGAAGGGCUACAAAAUCCCGCAAGGUGGACUCUUUGGUUUGGUUAUAUGCCCUCACUAUCUUUUCGAGAUCAUUGCUUUUGUUGGGAUUUCUUUUAUCUCCCAAACGCUCUUUACGUUUUGCUGCACUGUGGGUAUAGCGGUGUACCUAAUGAGUAGGAGUUUUGUCACUAGGAAAUGGUACCUUUCCAAAUUUGAAAACUUCCCCAAGAAUGUAAAGGCUUUGAUACCCUAUGUAUUCUGAUUUGCAGUUGAUACUUCAUAUUUGAAGUUGAAACUAUAAAAGUUCUUAUAAGAUCUGUACUGUCAUUCUCAAAAUAAAAAGAAAGCUGUUGAAUCAUUCUAGCAAAA